UGAAGUUUGCGGUAAACCAACAGCGCGUCUGUGCGUCUCACAUCCGCACUGAAGUAUUGAUUAAAACCACGACAGAACGUGUUCUUCUAUCAGAGUUUUUUUUUUCUUUAACACGAAGUGAAAUAAAACGAAAAUGGAGAGGUGUGGAUUGAUUACACCCGAGAAACAAGCAGUGCCUCUGCAGAGUGUGGAUGUUCAGGUGGAUGUGAAGGACCAUGUUGCUACAGUGGUGUCAACGCUGCUCUACAAAAACAAAGAGGAGAAACCCAUCGAGGCGGUGUUUGUUUUUCCCAUGCCCAGUGAAGCAGCCGUCUGCCAUUUCAGUGCUAAAGUUGGAGAGACUCUUAUCGUGGCUGAGGUGAAAGAGAAGAAACAGGCUCGUGAGGAGUAUGAUGAUGCACUGAGCUCCGGUCAACAGGCCUUUCUAUUGGAGGAGAGCGACCAGAGUCCAGAUAUAUUCUCUAUGAGUGUUGGCAGUCUGUCCCCUGGAGAGAGCGCCUCCAUCAGGCUGGAGUAUGUCACUGAGCUGGAUGUGCAGGCCGAUGAAGCUCUGAGAUUUUGUCUUCCUGCUGUCCUCAACCCUCGAUACCAACCUGCAGGAACAGAAAGCAGCAGUGUGAAAGUGACAUCGGUCCCGUCUUCUCUGGUGCCCUAUGAUCUGACCUUUUCGGCCCGAGUCGAGUCACCCCGGUCAGUCUCCAAUAUAGAGUCCAGCUGCACCGUGGACCCGGUGGAGUAUCUCAACCAAGAUCAAACUAAGGCAUCGGUGAAACUGGCAGCAGGACACAAGUUUGACCGAGACGUGGAGCUGCUCAUUUAUUACAAAGACAGUCACCAGCCCUCAGCUGUGGUGGAGGCAGGACAGGCCUCAGCCAAACCUGGCUCUCUGAUGGGAGACCCAGCCCUGAUGCUGAGUCUGUAUCCGGAGUUCCCCAAAGACAUUAUGUCGUCUGUGUCUUCCUCUGGAGAGUUUGUGUUUCUAUUGGAUCGAUCUGGAAGUAUGGGCUGCUCUAUGGGCCACAGAAGAGAGUCAGGGAGUCGGAUUGCCAGUGCACGGGACACUCUGCUGCUGCUGCUCAAGAGCUUACCCAUGGGCUGCUACUUUAACAUCUACAGUUUUGGAUCCACAUUUGAACACAUUUUUCCGGAGAGUGGGUACAGCCAAAAGACAAUGGAGGAGGCUCUGAAAAAGGUGGAAAAGAUGGAGGCUAACCUGGGAGGAACUGAGAUUCUGGCUCCUCUAAAACGCAUUUACAGUCAGGGCUGCAUCCCCAACCAGCCCAGACAGCUGUUUGUCUUCACUGAUGGAGAAGUAAGAAACACCAAAGAAGUCAUCAACCUGGUCAAGUCUAAUGCAGGCUCUCACAGGUGUUUUUCUUUUGGGAUUGGAGAAGGAGCCAGUUCUGCUCUUAUCAAGGGUUUGGCCAAAGAAGGAGGAGGACACGCCCAGUUCAUCACUGGAAAUGACAGGAUGCAACCCAAAGUGAUCCAGUCUUUGCGCUUCGCCAUGCAGCCAGCAGUGGUGGACAUCUCUGUGAAAUGGGACCUGCCCAAAGGGGUGUCUGCCUCUGUGCUGUCCCCACCUCUCACAUCCAUUUCCAUUUUCCAGGGACAACGGUCACUGCUGUACGCCCAACUCACUGGACAGAGCAAAGAGGGAGCAGAGGGCUGUGUGACUGUCAAGUACAGCCUGGCAGGACGUCCCACCGAGAACAAGCUCAACUUCAGCCUCAAACCAGCGGAGGACACAGGACUCACAGUGCACAGGCUGGCAGCACGCUCUCUCAUUCGAUCUCUGGAGCAGGAGCAAGAGGGCGCUAGAGGACAGAAAGACGACGCUGUGAAGAAGAAAAUCAUUGAUCUGAGCGUCCAAUCAGGAGUCAGCAGCUCCUUCACUGCCUUCAUCGCCGUGAACAAAACCAGCGGAGAAGCCAUUCAAGGCCCUCUGCUGAGAAGAGAUGUCCCUUUACCAAGCAAGUCCCAAAACUAAGCAGCAUUUUCCUCACUGAAAAAACUAUAUAUUAACAUGAACAUGAUGCCAGUGCAUGUAACCCGGCAAUACUCAAUACUCAAAACUGUAACUGUAAAGACAGACAAACAUGAACUCUGAUUUGCAAUGAUUAUAAUCUCGAACAUGU
This is a messenger RNA of Boleophthalmus pectinirostris (great blue-spotted mudskipper), 2138 nucleotides long. Its product is annotated as von Willebrand factor A domain-containing protein 5A-like. The record is from RefSeq and is a predicted model, not a curated record. Lineage: Eukaryota; Metazoa; Chordata; Actinopteri; Gobiiformes; Gobiidae.